UCAUGCGCACACAUCCAUAGCCUUCACGAGCCUUCAUUCAGCUCUGCCUUCCUAAGAAGAAAAGAAGGUUAUUGGUUUUUAUUUUUAUUUUUGCGUGUCUUCUAACACUUUUCCCCUCGAUCAUGUUGAGGAUGCUAAAGCGCCUUCAGCUCCGCCCGGGCUCUCUUUUAUUACUCCUGUGGUUCUGUCAUUUCAUUCAAGAGCAAAAAGUGCAAGCUGGGAAUUGCUGGCUCCACCAGGGGAAGAACGGCCGCUGCCAGGUGCUCUACAUGCCAGGCAUGAGCCGUGAGGAGUGCUGCAGGAGCGGGAGACUGGGAACCUACUGGACCGAGGAGGACGUCCCGAAUAGUACCCUGUUCCGCUGGACCAUCUUUAACGGAGGGGCUCCCAACUGCAUGCCAUGCAAAGAGACAUGUGAGAAUGUGGACUGCGGCCCUGGAAAGAAGUGUAAGAUGAACAGGAGGAGUAAGCCACGCUGCAUCUGCGCCCCUGACUGUUCCAACAUCACCUGGAAGGGACCGGUGUGCGGCUCGGAUGGAAAAACGUACCGUGACGAGUGCGCACUCCUGAAAUCCAAGUGUAGAGGGCAUCCAGAUCUGGAGGUGCAGUACCAGGGCAAAUGCAAAAAGACAUGCCGUGAUGUGCUUUGCCCUGGCAGUUCGACGUGCGUCGUGGACCAGACCAACAACGCCUACUGCGUCACGUGCAACCGCGUGUGUCCCGAGGUGACAUCACCUGACCAGUACCUGUGCGGCAACGACGGCAUCGUCUACGCCAGCGCCUGCCACUUACGGAGAGCCACGUGCCUGCAGGGCAAAUCCAUUGGCGUGGCCUAUGAGGGCAAAUGCAUCAAGGCCAAAUCGUGCGAUGAUAUCCAGUGCAGCGGAGGGAAGAAGUGUCUGUGGGAUGAGCGAUUGGGACGCGGCCGGUGCGUGCUCUGCCAGGAUGAGAUGUGUCCCGAGAGUCGCACGGACGAGGUCGUGUGUGCAAGCGACAACACCUCGUACCCGAGCACGUGUGCCAUGAAGCAGGCUGCAUGUUCCAUGGGCGUGCUGCUGGAGGUUAAGCAUUCGGGAUCAUGCAACUCCAUUACGGAAGACCAGGACGAGGACAACGAUGAUAACGAUGAUGAUGAUGAUGAUAACGAUGAUGAUGAUAACGAUGAUGAAGAAGAAGACCAGGACUACAUGGCUUAUAUCCAUUUAUCACCAAUUCUGGACGGAUAAACAGCCAUCAGCCAGAGGGAAAAGUCCUGUGGCAAGGAAAACCAUGUCCACACUGUACAAAUGUGUAUGCUAAUUUAUUUUUCGAUGAAAAAAAAAAAAAGGAAGUAUACAUAUAGUUCGGUCUGAUAGAUGUUUAUUUAUGCAGUGUUUCAUAAUUUAUACCUUUACAAUGUCUGACGUACUAUCUUGAUCAUGUUUUUUUUUGUGUUCACUUGGUUUUAUUAUUAUUAUUAUUAUUAUCUAUAUUUGUCCAAAGAGAAGCAGUGUUAUUUAUUGUGAACGCUAUCGAGUGUAAAGUGUGCAAGUCUUCUGCAAGUUGUAAAUUGCAUUCCCCUUGCUGUAUAAAUCCGCUUAUCGCUCGCUAUCUGUUCUACUAUCAUAGAUGUUUAUUAUUUCACACUUACCUGCAUGUCAGCCUGUGUGUUUAUUUAUUGGGAAGAAAAAAAAAAACCUGUCACUCUUUAAAAUGUAAAUGACAUGUUUCUGGUUUUGUUUACUCUUCAAAUUGACCAAAUGGAUUUCACCACUAUACCGUGCAAAAUGCUAAGAUUUCAUUCAUGAGCCAGUUCAAGAUAAAAACUGAAAAAAAAAAAGUCUUUCAUGAUUUUUCAGAUUUUGGUGUCGUGUCUUAGUUUUAUGUAUUCAGCUAUUCAACAUCGUCUUUUUUUUUUUUUUAAAGUGCCGCUAAUCCAUUUAUGAGUUCAUGGCCAGCGUUCUGCUCUGUAACACCUCCGUCGGAGUUGAUGUGAUGUAGGACUGAGUAUCAACAUAUUGAACAUUAUCACUUUGUAUUGUUUGUCAUUUUUAAAAGUACAUUUUUAUUUUCUGACAUCACAAGAUAGUUAUAAAUAUAUAGUUUUGUAUUUUUUUAAUGUAAAUGUCAUAUGUAUAUAUAAAGUUUGAUGGUAUUUGUACAGAUAUGAAGAGUGAAACCAUAAAAAAAAUAAAAUUAAUGUGAUUUUA
Neoarius graeffei (lesser salmon catfish) is the source of this 2189-nucleotide messenger RNA. RefSeq names its product follistatin a (gene fsta). Gene Ontology annotation, biological process: multicellular organism development; regulation of BMP signaling pathway; negative regulation of activin receptor signaling pathway. NCBI's taxonomy places the organism in Eukaryota, Metazoa, Chordata, Actinopteri, Siluriformes, Ariidae. The record is from RefSeq and is a predicted model, not a curated record. The transcript is spliced from 6 exons. Bases 123 to 1226 code for a protein of 367 amino acids. Gene Ontology annotation, molecular function: protein binding; activin binding.